Megalopta genalis is the source of this 1014-nucleotide messenger RNA. NCBI's taxonomy places the organism in Eukaryota, Metazoa, Arthropoda, Insecta, Hymenoptera, Halictidae. The record is from RefSeq and is a predicted model, not a curated record.
CGCGGAUUACAUUUUCGCUAGGAAAAAUUUACUUCAAAUAACCUCAGGAUCACUCCAUUUUCGUAUUGCGACACAUUUUUGGAACACCUUGUAUAUUUAUGUACCAACUUGAACACAAAAGCUUUUUCAGUACUGAUUACAGCUAACGAAAGAAUUACUUAGGCCAAUUUAUUCAACAAGACUGUACUAGAAAGUUUACAAACACUGAUUACAGUGCUUAUUCUAACAAGAGGGAAUCCCCUUAUUAUAAAGUAUUCAACAUACGUUGUACAAUGACAAUCGAAUCCAAGUAUCAUCAUUUGUGUGCAGAAUUUGUAUCUGUUGCUCAAUUACAUGUCGACGAUAAAAUAUUCGAUGCAAUCAAGGAUUAUUAUAAGACUUAUAUAAAUUCAAAGCGUAAAUUAAGUCAAAUUAAAGAUUUGAAUGCAUUAAUGAAAAUAUUAGAAAAACGAGAUACUCUUAGUUAUGACAAUAUUGAACCUCUUGUUGAUAUUUCAAAUAAUUUUUUAAAAGAAUCUCAUAUACACACUUUAAUAAAGGAUUAUAAAUCUUAUCUUGAGAACACAGAGUAUUCAAAAUUUUGUGGCAUGUACAAAGAUGAAAAUGAACAUGAAUCAAAACCAACACAAAAAACUCAAGUACCUACGACGCAGGAAAAACAUCAAAUUAGUGAAUCUAAUACAUCAUCACAAAAAUAUUCAAAAAAUCUCAGAUCUUAUUCAGCACAAGAAGAAACACUUCAAGAAAUGGUUUUGUUACAAAUUAGUGAAAAAAUUGGACGUUCUUGGAGAGACACAGUUCGAUAUUUGGGUGUUCCUGAGUAUCAAGUAGAUAUCAUUCAAAAUAAAUAUCCUUUUGAUAUAAAAGAACAAAGUUAUAAGUAUUGUAUUGAUGAUUGGAAACUGAAGUUAAUACAUGCAUUAGAAAAAGCAAGGCGUAGAGAUCUCAAAGAACUGGUUGAAAAAUUAAUUAUAUCAAAACAGAUAUAAAAUAAAUUAGGAGAAAACAAUUAAA